AUGAUGGGCACCUCGAGCACUAUAGUGCAUGGCCAUCUCAGCGAUCUCAAGUUGCGCAACGCUACUGUCGCUUGUCCUUACCUAGCCUCCUCUUCCAGUUCGUCCGCUGGACAUCAGAGCAAGGACAGCAAUGCCAAAUUUGAUAGGUUCCCUGGCUUGGGCUAUAAGCUGACUCCUACUGAGGAGCGGCUGCGUGCCAAGCGUAAUUGGGGCUUCCUCGAGAAGGCAUAUGAUAACACCAAAGUGAUGGGACUCACCACCCAUUUCGUCACUAUCACCAUGGCCAUCCUCUUUAACAAGUCUUGGCUGGCCAAGCCAGUUUACGAUUGGCUCAACACUUACGAUCGGUUUACCAUCCACACGGUCCAUACUUGGAUCCUGACAUCGUUCAGUCAAAUGACACUGGUAGCGAUCUUUGCCUUCUGCGACUUGACUGGUCGACCUUCGUGGCUGGCAAAGUACCGCAUCCAGCCGCACAAGCCGCCAACGCUGGACCAGUACAAGAAACUGAUCCCAGUGAUCCUCUUUAAUCUCUUCGUAGUCAACACCAUCUCGAACCUCAUCUACUUCCCUCUUGCGGAAUGGAGAGGAAUUCAGACCACCUACGAGACGCUGCCUUCUGGCAAAUUGCUUGUGGGUCAGUGGCUCGUCUGUCUCUUGGCCGAGGAGAUUGGCUUCUACGCUGUCCAUCGAGCACUUCACCACCCACGUAUCUACAAGCACAUCCAUAAGAAGCAUCACGAGUUCACUGCACCCAUCGCAGGCGCCUCUACAUACGCACAUCCCCUCGAACACUACUUUAGCAACCUUCUGCCCAUCUUGAUCGGCCUUCUCAUCACGCGAUCGCAUCUCAGUGUUCAGUACCUUUUCUUCCAUGGUUUGAUGAUUGGCUCUCACGUUCAGCACAGCGGAUACAAUAUUCCUUUCUUGACCUGCGCACUGGUGCACGACUGGCACCACUACUUUUACACCGAGAACUACGGCCCAGUAGGCUUGCUCGAUGCCAUCUUUAAGACGAACAAAGUCUUUAAGGCGUGGACCAGUGAGACUGUCUCUGCUUUCGAAGGUGACCGCGUCCGGGCCAGGCAGGCGGCUCUCGAGAAACUCGCGCAGAUCGAGGCCGAAUACGAGGACAGCAAAUAG
Sporisorium graminicola is the source of this 1143-nucleotide messenger RNA. RefSeq lists its product as uncharacterized. Gene Ontology annotation, biological process: ergosterol biosynthetic process. The coding region runs from base 1 to 1143 and encodes 380 amino acids. Lineage: Eukaryota; Fungi; Basidiomycota; Ustilaginomycetes; Ustilaginales; Ustilaginaceae. The record is from RefSeq and is a predicted model, not a curated record. Gene Ontology annotation, molecular function: C-4 methylsterol oxidase activity; iron ion binding. The transcript has 2 exons.